This is a messenger RNA of Hemicordylus capensis (graceful crag lizard), 4152 nucleotides long. It is a transcript of the gene ARHGEF19, whose product is annotated as Rho guanine nucleotide exchange factor 19. NCBI's taxonomy places the organism in Eukaryota, Metazoa, Chordata, Lepidosauria, Squamata, Cordylidae. Gene Ontology annotation, molecular function: guanyl-nucleotide exchange factor activity. The transcript is spliced from 16 exons. Bases 1343 to 3862 code for a protein of 839 amino acids. The record is from RefSeq and is a predicted model, not a curated record. Gene Ontology annotation, biological process: activation of GTPase activity; regulation of actin cytoskeleton organization.
GGGCCAGAGACCCAGCCAAGCCCCCCUCAAGGCAGGAGGGGCUUGUGGGUUCCGGGGGGGGGAGAGCCCAGAGCCGGGAAGGGAGGGGCUCUUUCGGCAAGGAGGGCUCCUGGCUGCGCCUUCUUCCGCCACCUGAACAAAUCCGUGAAGAUGGAAGGAAAUCUAUGCAGACAGCAAAUCUGGGUCUCUGGAAUUCAGCGCCUGCCACAGGGCAAGGGGGGGGGGAGGGAGGGGAGGGUGCAGCCGCCGAGGAAGCGGCCACCCCCCUUCGCCUCCCCACCCCAUAAUUUACAGCUCAGCAAAAAGGAAGCAGAGGAGACAGGUGGUGGGCAUGUGAAGGUGCAUAUUCUGGGUAUGGAAUAUGCAUCCUCCUCCUCCAUCUGAAAUGGAGGAAGCAGCCCCAGAGUGGCCCUGCUAGAUUGGCCCAAGGGGACCCACCCCAUCCAGCCUCCUCUUCUUCCCAUGGGUGGCCUGCUCAAAGCCCCAAAGGGAAGCCCACAAGCAGGGCAGGAAGGGGAUGGCUGCCUCCCCCGGUUUGUCCCACCGGCAGUUUGCAUUUGGGGGGUAGACUGCCCCUGAAUGUGGAGGCUCCAUCUGCCUCGCUCAAUCAGUGACUUGGAAAAGAGUAUUCACCAAUGCACUAAUUAUAACUGAGGAGAGUAUUUCAGAGGAUUAUUCUACCUAUUCUGCCAGUCUCCUGUUUCGCACACCGGCCAGAUGCCUCCAGGACAUUCACAGGAGGCAUGAGCUUCCUCCUCCCGGAACAGAUAUUCAGAAGUGUGCUGCCUUUGAACAUGGAAGUUCCACCAGCCGUCACAGCUGAGAGCUACAGCUGGGCUUUCCCUCCAUACGUGGCUCCAAUCCCCACUGAAAGACACCUAAGCGAGUGCCCAUCACCACAUCUGGAGGCAGAAAUGGCUUUCGGCAAAGGAGCACUCUCUGCCUCCCAGGGCUAAAUCCUGGCCCCAGAAAGAGAUUAAGCACAGUAAUCUGGCACAGCAGCAGCAGCAGCGGCAUCGGACCUGGCGUCCCCCCAGGCAGGCGGCUCCCAACAGGUGCCGGAGAUGAGCCGCCGGAGCCGUGCCACGUGUGGGGGGGGGCGGUGGGCGUGGCUGGCGCUAGCACCUUCUGCCCCCACGGUUGUGCCGCAGUAGUCUCAGCGCCCCGGCUGCAAGCACCCAGCGGAGGUCACCGAGAGGAAUGCAAAGCCAGGCGGGAGACCCGAGGCUUCGGGCAGCCCCUGGCCCAGUGAGAGGGAAGGCCUGGUGGAGGCCGAGCUCUGGACACCGGCCCCAGGGACCCGGGUGCAGAUGAGGUGCAAGGUGGAGCCUGCCGCUGAGCGAUGGAAUAUUGUCCCCCCUCCCUGCCCUGCCAGCUGCUGGGGGAAGGCCUGAGGGGUGGCCUUGGCCUUGGGGAGGGUCUGGAAGGGAGUGCACGGCCAGUGGAAGCUGGGGGGGCUGCCUGCACCCCAGAGGGCUUGCCCCUCGCCUGCCUGGGCACCUUGCCGCCUCCAAGGCAAAGGGAUGGUGGGGUCUUCUGGGCUUCUCCAAAGGAAGGGGAGGGUCUCCCCUUCCCAGAGGCCCCCCAUGACAACCUUCAGGGCCACCCCAGCAUCGGGGACCCACGCCAGCCUGCCAGCUGCCAGAGCCCUGAUGAGCCCCCGGCCGGUGGGCCCAACUGCGAGAACUGGAGCUUUGGACCCCGGCCGGGGACGGCAGGGCUCUCUGUCCCCCAGGGAAGACAGGUGGCCGGGAAGGCAGACAGCUGGCCCCACAGAGCAGCUUCUCACCCCUCCAGCUCCUCGCCCUCCUCCCACAGUGAUCCCUCCCUCCACCAGGGGGUCCUUGGUGGCCCCUGGAGCCCAACAAAGCUGCCUGAGUCCCAGCGGCGAGCCUCCCUCGGAGCCGGUCCAGAGAAGAAGGCCUGGAGGAAGCUCCGCCUCUACGCCCCGGAGGGCAGCCCCAGCGGGGAAUCCUUCAGCGGCCCCAGCUUGGACCGUGAGGGCAUCACCACCUCCGCAGGCCGGCUGUCCCUGGAAGACGCCCUCCGGACCUCGGCGCUGCCGUCGGCGCUCCAGGAGACCACCGAGGGGGCCACGAGGCCUGCUGGGGACGGACCCCCUCCGCCUGGGACGCUGAGCCUGGCUCUGCCCCGGGGCUCUGCCGCUGGGUGGGGGUCCGGAGGCCAGGCCGAGCUGGGGCCGCAGUGGUGCUUCUCGGAGAUGAGGAUGAUGGGCAAGCUGCAGCUGACCCAGGGCCACCAGCCCUCCCCCAAGCUGGGCCAAGAGGCUGGACAGGUGAGGACCCCCACCAACAGCAUCACCAGCGAAUGCAGCCACACCUUGGCUUCGGCGCUGCCAGACCACAAGGGGAACGCCAGGAGCAACUCAGCCCUAGAGAAGGAGGAGGAGGAGGAGGAGAGUGAGGUCCACCACAACAGGAUGGCGCCACACGAGAAGCGGUGCUCCAGAUUCCUCCCAAACUCCGUCCUCUACCAGGAGUACAGUGCAGCCGCCACCAACCGCGAGAUCCAGCGCCAGCAACGGGAAGACGCUCCAGAGGAGGAGGAGGGGGGCGAGGAGGCACUGGGGCCCUCCAGGAGCAACCUCUCGCCCAGCGGCUCCUUCUGCUCCCGGCGCUCCUCGGGGGGCUCCACCUUCUCGCUGUGGCAGGAGAUCCCCAAUGUCCGCAGCAGCGGCCUGCUGGGCACCAUCAGCAUGCAAGCCUGCAAACUGCAAGAGGCCAAGUUCGAGCUCAUCACUUCAGAGGCUUCCUACCUCCACAGCCUCUCCAUUGUGGUCAGCCACUUCAUGAAUUCGCGGGAACUGGACGGCAGCCUCAGCACCCAAGAGAAGCAGUGGCUUUUCUCCAAGCUGCCCGAGGUCAAGGACGUCAGCGAGAGGUUCUUGCAGGACCUGGAGCAGCGUCUGGAGGAGGACAUCCUGCGCUUUGAGGUCUGCGACAUCGUCCUGCGCCACUGCCCGGCCUUCCGCCGCGUCUACCUCCCGUAUGUCACCAACCAGGCCUACCAAGAGCAAACCUACCAGCGCCUGCUGCUGGAGAACUCCAAGUUCCCAGGGAUCCUGGCAAAGCUGGAGGAGGCCCCCGUGUGCCAGCGCCUCCCCCUCGCCUCCUUCCUCAUCCUCCCCUUCCAGAGGGUCACCCGCCUCAAGAUGGUGGUGGAGAACAUCCUGAAAAGGACCCUGCAGAGCUCUCCGGAUGAAGAGCUGGCCACGAAGGCUUUCAGCGAGCUGAAGAGACUAGUCAGAGAAUGCAACACCAGCGUCCAGUCCAUGAAACGGACGGAAGAGCUCAUCCACCUCAGCCAGAAGAUCCACUUUGAGAGCAAGAUUUUCCCACUGAUUUCUCAGUCUCGUUGGCUCGUGAAACACGGGGAGCUUGUGGAAGUGGACAUCCAGGUGCCCAGUGCCUCCAGCUCCAAGCUGAAGCUCUCUGCCAAGAUGGUGUACCUCCACCUCUUCAAUGACUGCCUCCUCCUGUCCCGGAAAAAGGAGACAGGCAAAUUUGCAGUAUUUGUUCACGCCAAGAUGCCAGAGCUGAGGGUGACCGACCUGAGCUCCAAACUUCACAGGAUCCCUGGGCAGAUCUUCCUCCUCCAGCUCCUAGACAACCAGCAACUGAAGCACCAGAUUCUGCUGCGGGCACAGAGCGACAAAAGCUCUUCUGCCCCUCCAGGAGUGAAAAGCAGCGGUGGAUUUCAGCCAUGGUCCCCUCCACCCCCCAGCUGGAGAAAAAGCUCAUUUCCGAGAAGGAAGAUCUACGCCCUCAACAGGGUGAUGACGGAGCUGGAGCAGCAGCAGUUCGACGCCUUCUGCAAGCAGAUGCGGGCAUCUGACGACUGAGGACCAGGGCCACCAGAGGCCGGCCACCUGCCUGAGCCCAGCUAUGCCCAGCGGCCUGAGAGGACCAGGCAGCGGCUGGGAGUUUCCUCCAGAACCAGCCAAAGCCACCCCCCCACCACGGCCUCCCCCUCCCCAAUCCUCUUUGUGGUCCUUGGACCUUUCCUUGUCCCCGCGGGGUUUCCCUUCUCAUCCGGAAACUCUGGUUUUUAAGCCCGUUUCUUACUUUGGUUUGAGAAAUGAGUGGUGGUGUUGGUUUUUUAAAAAAACAAACAAUAAAGCUUGUGUCUGCA